UAAUAAUAAAACGACGAAAAAUACGGCGUUUAAGUUCCUUGGUUGGUUUUCACACUCUCUCUCCCUGAGGUUUCCUGGAGAAGAAGCAAAGUUGAACAAAGCGAAAACCUCAGACCCAGGAUCAACUGAAUUACUUCCUUUUUUUUUUUGUUUUCGAGAGAAAAUUUAGGAUUUUUUCUAGUGAAAGGAAGGAAAAGAAAAUGGAUGUGAUAAAGACGCAGCAAAUUUCAGCUCGACCGAUCGAGAAGGUGAUCGUUCAUCCUCUAGUGUUGCUUAGCAUCGUCGACAACUACAACAGGGUCGCCAGGGACACCCGCAAGCGCGUUGUCGGUGUUUUGCUCGGAAGUUCCUUCAAAGGCACCGUCGAUGUUACCAACAGCUAUGCCAUUCCUUUUGAAGAAGAUGAUAAGGACCCAAGCAUAUGGUUUCUUGAUCAUAACUACCAUGAGGCAAUGUUUUCCAUGUUCAAGCGGAUAAAUGCUAAGGAGCAUGUUGUUGGGUGGUACAGCACUGGUCCAAAAUUGCGGGAAAACGAUCUAGAUAUUCAUGGAUUAUUUAACGACUAUGUUCCUAAUCCUGUUCUUGUCAUAAUUGAUGUACAACCUAAGGAACUGGGAAUUCCCACAAAAGCUUACUGCGCUGUUGAAGAGGUUAAAGAGAAUGCCACCCAGAAAAGCCAGAAGGUGUUCGUCCACGUGCUUUCAGAAAUUGCUGCCCAUGAAGUCGAGGAAAUUGGGGUGGAACACUUGCUAAGAGAUGUAAAGGAUACAACUAUCAGCACCCUUGCUACGGAGGUUACUGGAAAACUUACUGCCUUGAAAGGUCUGGAUUCACGACUUCGGGAGAUACGAGGUUAUCUUGACCUUGUAAUUGAGGAGAAACUCCCAUUAAACCAUGAAAUUUUGUAUCACCUACAGGAUGUGUUUAAUCUUCUUCCAAAUCUCAACGUUUCAGAGUUGAUUAAGUCCUUUGCAGUGAAAACUAAUGACAUGAUGUUGGUUAUUUAUCUUUCUUCCCUCAUCCGGAGUGUGAUUGCUCUCCACAACUUGAUCAACAACAAGAUGCUUAACAAGGAGCACGAAAAAGCUGAAGACUCGAAACCUGUUGCUGUGCCAUCUGCAGCAGGAAGCUAGAUUUUAAUGCCGAAGGAUUUUAUUGAAGAAGUCUCCAUCAGACUGCAGUUUUACAAUGAUUUGAUCUUCCCAGUAGUGUAAUAGGUUAUAAUUUUUGCAGUCUGAAUUGGAUGGAUGGUUACAGAGAUGGGGCAUAUUUGUUUGAUUUUAACUCUAUGAUUUCCUCUCCUAGAACAUGUGAUAUUCUUUCAUAUAUGUCAUUGGAUUUUGCCAAAUUGUUAAAACAAAAAUGUUCUUUCUACA
Cannabis sativa is the source of this 1376-nucleotide messenger RNA. Its product is annotated as 26S proteasome non-ATPase regulatory subunit 7 homolog A. The transcript is spliced from 10 exons. Gene Ontology annotation, biological process: proteasome-mediated ubiquitin-dependent protein catabolic process. Gene Ontology annotation, molecular function: protein binding; metallopeptidase activity. Bases 201 to 1133 code for a protein of 310 amino acids. Gene Ontology annotation, cellular component: proteasome regulatory particle; proteasome complex. NCBI's taxonomy places the organism in Eukaryota, Viridiplantae, Streptophyta, Magnoliopsida, Rosales, Cannabaceae. The record is from RefSeq and is a predicted model, not a curated record.